CCCGACACUGUCCACCACAGCCUCACAGCACAACGCCAUGAGACAUACACGCCACUAUGGCCCAUCUCUUGCGCGGAAAGCAAGCUGGAAUCAGCAACGAUCUCUCUCAGGGCCUCAGCCCUGAUCUUUUUGUGCUUGACCAUAUCCGCAACUAUGGCAUAAACUCCAAAAUCACCCAGCUCGCAUACGACCCUGUCCAGUCUCUCAUCGCCGUCGGAACAAGCGAGAGCAAAUAUGGCCCCGGUCAAAUUUAUGUAUUCGGCCAGAAGCGAGUCGAGGUUGUGCUGUCGCUGCCUAACCGUAGCGCAUCCGUCAAGAUCCUCCAGUUCUGUGCCGAGAAGCUUUUGUGCGUAGACUCAAAAAACGACCUCUCCGUCUUCUCUCUCGACACCAAGAAACUGCUAAAUGCACACUCGCCUCCUGCGAAAAUCACAGCACUCCACAGUGAUCCUGCCAUCGACUAUGCGCUGUUGGGCACGCAGCAUGGUGAGGUAUUCGCAUAUGAUCUCGAUAGAGAGACGCUCACGCCCUUCAAAAUACCCAAUUUGUGGCGGGAAAAGUUUCCAAGAUCCCGAUUAACGUCCGUCAUCACGCUGUCGCUACACCCUCGAGACAUCGGCUCUCUACUGAUUGGGUACAAUUCUGGCGCAGUCAUCUACUCGUUCAAGCAAAACAAGGCCACUCACUUUUUCAACUACCGUGUUCCCAAAGGAGCACCAGGCGGAGACUCAGAUCCAGGCUCCGUCUUCAAGGAACGCGAACCUCCACUGACGCAGGCCGUUUGGCAUCCAACGGGGACCUUUGUUCUGACUGGACAUGAAGACAGCAGUAUCGUCAUUUGGGAUACCAAGGAUGGCCGCAUUAUACAGGCAAGGACACUCACAGAUACAAACGUGGACAAGCCAGGCCCAGGGAGUUUCAGCCCGGGUGCAGUGGAGGGGUCUUUCGCACUCAAGUCGCCAAUUUUCAAGAUCGCAUGGUGCGCGAAUCAGGACCCUGAUGACACUGCCAUCCUUGUCGCAGGUGGACAGCCAUCGAACAUCUCGGCAAAGAGUCUGACUCUAUUCGAGUUGGGUCGAACGCCUGUAUAUGCUACUGCAUCAUGGCAGAUCCUGUCGGCUCAUUUUGAGAACCCCAAGAGGCAAAGGAUAUUGCCAUGCCCGCCCGGCACCGAAGUCAUCGACCUUUUCCUCAUCCCGAGAUCUUCGCCGCACUAUGCUGGCUGCCACGACCCUAUUGCAAUAAUUGCUUUACUUGCUUCCGGCGAGUUGAUCACUCUGUCUUUUCCAAGCGGUAUGCCCAUCACGCCUACCAACCAACUACACAUCUCCAUGACGCUUGUCCACCCAUAUAUCAAUUACAUCAAUCUCUCGCCAGUAGAGCGAACCCGAUGGCUCGGAAUGACCGAAAAGCGAGAAAAAGGCCCUCCAUUUUUAACUGGUGGCGCUGAAGCAGUACAUCCACUCAAGAGAUUCGAGAACCGAAAUAUUGUCCAGACAGCCCAUGCAGAUGGUACCGUACGACUGUGGGAUGCCGGGCAUGCUGACGAGAUUGAGAAUAGUGCGUUACUUCAGGUUGAUGUUGCUCGAGCGGUUGGACGACCAGAGGAUGUCUACAUCACAAAAACUUCAUUCGCAGGUGCUGCCUCCGAGCUUUCGGUUGGGCUGAAGAGUGGUGAAGUGGUAGUGUUCAGAUGGAACACGAACAAGCAUGCAGGUCAGGAGUAUCCACCCGGCGAGAACAAACCUCAGGCGCUCACAGACAUUACCGAAAGAAGUGAGGGGUCUGUUAAGGAGGGGCUGUUGCCUCUUACACUGCUCGAUGGAGGCAAUGGAGCGAUCACUGCCUUGAAGCACUCAGAUGUAGGCUUUGUUGCUGCCGGUUUUGAAGGGGGAAGCUUUGCUAUUAUCGAUCUCCGAGGGCCAGCAAUCAUCUUCCAAGCGUCUGUACAAGAGUUCAUCAAGUCAGACAAACGUUCUAGUUUCCGGCGCAGCUCAGCUCAUGCAGCACCGAAAGCGGAGUGGCCAACUUGUAUUGAAUUCAGCGUUAUGACACUCGAGGACGAAGACUACUCAAGUAUCCUGGUGCAUGUUGGAACCAACCUUGGCCAUCUCGCAACCUUCAAGAUACUACCAGAAGCAAAUGGUCGAUACUCAGCAAAAUUCGCAGGCGCGUGCUCGCUAGACGAGAGAGUUCUGAGUAUCUGCCCCAUACAUGCCGACACAGGCCGCCCAGCGUAUGCCUCGCAAUCUACUGUCGGUGGUCUGAGGACUGGGCUGAAGGUCAACGGCGUACUUUUGGCCGUCACCUGCUCUGAGGCGAGACUGUUCCGCCCUGCUACGAGCAAGGGCGCACACAAAACCUUUGAUCAGUUUCUGUGCGAUGCCGCGAUGGUGGUAAGGUACGAGGAAAAUGGGUAUGCGCUGCUUGGUCUCUACGGAGAUGGCUGUGCAAGAGCCUACUCGAUACCAGCCCUGAAGGAAAUUGCAUCCGUCAAUGUCAGUGAAUUCCUGGAUGUUCGACGGUUUUCAGAGGCGAUCAUCACAGCCACGGGAGAUAUCCUUGGAUGGAAAGGUCCAGCAGAGUUGGGCCUGAUCAAUAUAUUCGGAGCUGGAUUCCGAUAUGAUCGAGCAAAGGAUGUCUUGCUCAAUCCAGAUCUACUCGUCCCACCACGACCAACGAUCAGCAACAUACAAUGGAUAUCCGGUACCCAAUACGUAACACCAGCUGACAUGGACCUACUCAUUGGUGGCCCCGACCGUCCACUCUCAAACCGACAACUUGCCCAACAACGUGCAGAAGCCGAGCAGGAACGUCGUCGCGACAACGCCUCAUCUUCUAUGUCACCUGCUGCGCAAUACCAACCCUAUCCUGGACAGGCCGACGCUCAAGCUGAAGAAGGCUGGGGCGCAUGGGCCUCGCGCCAGCUGAAUGAGCGCACUGAGAAGCUGAAUAUCGUCGGUGAUAGCAUGGAUAAUCUGUCACAGAACAGUGCGGGCUGGGCUAAUGAUGUGAACAAAUUUGUGGGAAAACAGAAGAGAGGGUUUGUCAUGGGGGCUAUGAAGAGUAAGUUUGGGUUGUAGCGUGUUUUUUUGUGUCGUGCUUUUGGUACGUAGGGAACUUGACAUGCACCAUGAAAAAAUGUUUUCCUCUUCACAAGCACAGGGGCAGUUGACUCGUGAAAUAUAUGCAUUCCCAUGCCG
Molecule: messenger RNA, 3203 nt
Organism: Bipolaris sorokiniana ND90Pr
Lineage: Eukaryota; Fungi; Ascomycota; Dothideomycetes; Pleosporales; Pleosporaceae
Exons: 4
Coding region: 57-3083 (1008 amino acids)
Biological process (GO): regulation of protein secretion; regulation of exocytosis; establishment of cell polarity
Cellular component (GO): plasma membrane; cytoplasm
Molecular function (GO): myosin II binding; syntaxin binding; GTPase activator activity
Source: RefSeq, a predicted model, not a curated record